AUGAAGCGGCCACUGAGCCCAUCUCCCCCAGUUGAGAAGGAGCCUCCUAUACCCGGAGCUACUGAGUGCCCUCCUCCAACCUCAGAGCAACCUAAAACCAAGCGGGAAAGAAAACGGCCCUCGUACACACUCUGUGAUGUCUGCAACAUCCAGCUGAACUCCGCAACCCAGGCCCAGGUGCACUGUGGGGGGCGCGCCCACCAGCGGAGACUGCGACAACUCAGCUUGGGCAAGGCCCCCUCGGGCCCAGCAGGCCCUGCCUCCAGCAACCCCAGUCCCCUGCUGGCCUCUCUGCCCCUGCCCACUCGGCCUCUGCAGCCCCCGCUGGACUUCAAGCACUUGCUGGCCUUCCACUCCAAUGGCACCACCCCGCUCAGUCUCUUCCCCAACUUCAGCACGAUGGACCCGGUCCAGAAAGCCGUCAUCAGCCACACAUUCGGGGUUCCCUCCCCUCUGAAGAAGAGGCUCUUCAUCUCCUGUAACAUCUGUCACCUGAGGUUCAACUCAGCGAACCAGGCGGAAGCACAUUAUAAAGGCCACAAGCAUGCCAGGAAACUCAAGGCUGUUGAAGCUGCCAAGAACAAGCAGAGGCUGCAAACCCUGGCCCGGGAUGAGGUGGUGGUACCCCCAGCCCCAACUCCGGCCAGUGGGACCCCUGGAGAGUCGCAGAGUAAAGGUCCAGCGGCCCCUCCCCUCGGCCCUCCACUCCAGCUACCACUGACCACAGACCCACCAGCCAGGGAGCCAGCCCACUCAGACCUCUUGGAUGCCGCCUCCUCUUCCGCUUCCUCCUCCUGCCCACCCCGCUCCCCAGAGCCAGGCAGGGAGGCACCAGGGCCUGAGCCCACCGCUGCAGCUGUGGGAAGCGGAGUAGGCGGGGAAGGCAGGAGUGAGAAGGGGCGCCUCUACUGCCCCACAUGUAAGGUGACUGUGAACUCAGCCUCUCAGCUGCAGGCUCACAACACAGGAGCCAAACACCGGUGGAUGAUGGAAGGUCAAGGUGGGGCUCCCCGGAGGGGCCCUGGCCGCCCAGUGUCGCGAGGUGGGCCUGCACACAAGACCAAGAGAGUGACCGGAGCUCGGGGGCCCCGGCAAGGGCCCACUCCGCCUUUCCACUGUGCUCUCUGUCAGCUCCAGGUCAAUUCAGAGACCCAGCUCAAGCAGCACAUGAGCAGCCGGAGGCACAAAGACCGCCUGGCAGGGAAGCUCCCCAAGCCCCCCAGCCAGUACAGCAAGCUGCAGAAGCACGCGGCUCUGGCUGUGAGCGUCCUCAAGUCUAAACUGGCCUUGCAGAAGCAACUCACCAAGACGCUGGCAGCCCGUUUCCUGCCCAGCCCGCUGCCCGCCACGGCUGCUGCCAUCUGUGCCCUGCCGGGGCCCCUGGCUCUCCGGCCCGCGCCCACAGCCGCAGCUGCCCUCUUCCCAACGCCCAUCCUGGGUCCAGCUCUGUUUCGCACCCCAGCAGGGACAGUCCGCCCUGCCGCAGGACCCAUCCUCUUUGCCCCCUACUAGCCCUCCUGGAGAGGCCAGGGCACACUUCCCAGCAGCUACUGACCAUCUCCCUCUGCCCCCCAAACACCUGUUCUCUGUGCCCCACAGGGCACAUUAGGGGAUCCUGUAUGGUACAGGACAGCUGCCCUUUGCUCUGUCUGGAACUGGGGAUUCAGCUAAUUCACCUGGUCCAACUAGUGGCCACCUCCACUCCUUUCCUGGCCCUUCCUGGGCUAGUCCUAGGCUCCCCUUCACUUCCCAGCCUGCUGAAUCCCAAGGACCUGUGCAGAACCCCAGUCCCAGCCACGUGGUGCUUUUCCCCAACCAGACACCUAUACACCCAGACUCUGGUCAUCUUAGCUUUCACAAACCAGCGUUUUCCCCCCCCCCCAUCCCCCCUUGGGCUGAGGACACAUCUAGGACCUCUACUCCUGUACUCUGGGGCCUCACUGGCUCUAGAUCACUGGAAAUAAGGGAUGGGCUCUCAAACUAGAGUGUGUUUGAAGUGAACAAGGGGUACCACAGGGCACAGUAGGAAUGAAAAGGGGACUGGUCAAGCAGUGCUAAAGUAGGGCAGAGCCAAGGAUAACUUCAUCUGUUCGGGGGGGGGGGGCAGGGUAGGAAUAGGUGAGGGAGGGUGAUGUUUGGGCUGGGCCUUGGUUUUAAUGAACGUGACUCACAGACUGAGGUGUGGUGGCUCACACCUGUAAUCCCAGCAACUAAGAAAGCAGAGAGCCGGGAUAUCAUGAUUUGAGCCUAGUCUGGACAAAAAGUGAGAUUCCCAUUUCAAUCAAGUGUUGGGUGUGGGAGCAGGCACCUAGGGUGCCUCUGCGCAAAAUGUAAACUCCUAUCUGUGGAAAAUCAAAGCAAUAAAAUAGGG
Molecule: messenger RNA, 2371 nt
Organism: Perognathus longimembris pacificus (Pacific pocket mouse)
Lineage: Eukaryota; Metazoa; Chordata; Mammalia; Rodentia; Heteromyidae
Gene: Znf385c
Product: zinc finger protein 385C
Exons: 8
Coding region: 1-1512 (503 amino acids)
Cellular component (GO): nucleus
Molecular function (GO): nucleic acid binding; zinc ion binding
Source: RefSeq, a predicted model, not a curated record